AUGAACGACUCGAAAUCCAUCGACGAAUAUUCCUCCGUCCUAACCCUCACUCUUCACCCUGACAACCCAGCCAACACAACUAUCCUCGACGAAUCUGGAGAUACAGUCUACAAUAUCAGCACGACGUUUGACGCGAAAUCCAUACCGACGACUAGUGUACUCAACGAACAAGGGAAACUGGUGGCUGAUUGGAGAUGGAAAGAGUCGAGGUUGGAUUCACAGAUGCUGAGAUUCGAGGGUGCAGGUGUAGGGACUGUUGAUAAUGGACCAGUGGAAGUGGAGGAGGGUGGAACAUGGAGGGGGCAUGGAAAGGAGAGGAGCACGGCGAGUGGAUGGCUGAGGAAGACCUUAAUUCCGUACAAGCAAACCGUUGCAUUCCGGGAUCUCAAAGGCCGCGAGUUUCAGUGGCAGAACAACGCGCCAGGUCUACAUCUCCAGGUAUAUUUCCUCUCUCCGUCCUCGUCUUCCGCCAAUAUCAUAACACUUCUACCUAUUCAGCUUGCCUCCGCGACGAACACUGCUGUGCCAAUGGCUCGAUAUAUCUCGCCCAUCAUCGAUCCCAAACUCCCCAAAGGCUCUACCCCCAUCGUACCCGCCAAACUUCUGCUGGAUGAACAGGCAGAAGAAAUCAUGGACUUGGUCAUUGUUUCGUGGGCACUAUUGGAGAAAGGAAAGAGAGAGAGCGAGAUUUCAGGCGGUGCAUUUAUGAAGGGACAUACGAUAACUAGCAGUGGAGCAUCGUAG
Stereum hirsutum FP-91666 SS1 is the source of this 744-nucleotide messenger RNA. RefSeq lists its product as uncharacterized. Lineage: Eukaryota; Fungi; Basidiomycota; Agaricomycetes; Russulales; Stereaceae. The record is from RefSeq and is a predicted model, not a curated record. The transcript is spliced from 2 exons. Bases 1 to 744 code for a protein of 247 amino acids.